Messenger RNA from Melopsittacus undulatus (budgerigar), 1742 nucleotides. It is a transcript of the gene NUDT18, whose product is annotated as nudix hydrolase 18. The record is from RefSeq and is a predicted model, not a curated record. Gene Ontology annotation, molecular function: 8-oxo-GDP phosphatase activity; magnesium ion binding; 8-oxo-dGDP phosphatase activity. The coding region runs from base 684 to 1631 and encodes 315 amino acids. The transcript is spliced from 3 exons. NCBI's taxonomy places the organism in Eukaryota, Metazoa, Chordata, Aves, Psittaciformes, Psittaculidae.
UCCAGUCGCCCAUUGCCCCUCAGCAUCCCCCAGUCCAGCCAGCCCUUCACGUACUUCAGGUUCCCGGCCACGCCGCAGUCCAGCCAGCCCGUCCCGUACCGCAGCGCUCCUGCCAUCCCCCGCUCCAGCCAGCUCUUCCCUUACAGUCCGCUCCAGCCCAGCCAGCCCUUCCCGUCCCGUGCCCCCCCAUGCCUCCCGCAGUCCAGCAAACCCUUCCCGUACCGCAGCCCCCCCCGCCUGCUUCCCAGGGACACCGACCCCUUCCCGUACUAUUUCCCCCCGUACGGCCCCUGCUGUGCCCCGCUGGGGGUCCCCCAGUCCAGCCGGCCCUUUCCCUACUGCCCCCAUCCCCACAUCGCCAAAGCCACUGAGCCCUUCCCCUGCUCCGUGGCCCCCGAGCCCAGCAGAUCCUUCCCCUCUUACGCCCCCCUCCACAUCCCCCAGUCCAGCAAGCCCUUCACUGGCAGCACCCCCCAACCGGGGGACCCCUUCCUGCAUUACACGUCCCCGUGCCCCCCGCAGUCACCGGAGCCCCAUCCUCACCAUCCCCUCCAGCACCGGGGCUCCCCACCCCCUCGCUUGCACGUCUGGGGGGUCCCCUCCCCACCCCAGCACCCUGCUACCCCCUAAGGGGGGGUCCUGUGCUCCCCACCUCUCCAGCCGGCCCGUGGGACCCUGCGCCCAUGGAGGAGGCUCCGGUGGCGGAGCUGGAUGCGGUGCUGGAUGGCGGCGGGUGGGAAGUGGGGAGCAGCUUCGAGGAUCCCCCCCAGCCCACCAGCCCCAUCCGCCUGGGGAAGAAUGUCUGCUACGUGGUCCUGGCUGUGCUCUUCAAUGAAGAGGACCGGGUGCUGCUGGUGCAGGAGGCCAAGCCUGAGUGCCAUGGGAAGUGGUACCUGCCUGCGGGCAGGAUGGAGCCUGGCGAGAGCAUCGUGGCUGCCAUGAGGAGGGAGGUGAAGGAGGAGUCGGGGCUGGAGUGUGAACCCCUCACCCUGCUGGCACUGGAGGAGCGGGGCCCGGCCUGGAUCCGCUUUGUCUUCCUUGCACGUCCCACUGGGGGGGCCCUGAAGACCGAGGCCGAGGCCGAUGCUGAGUCGCUUCAAGCCGCGUGGUGGGCGGGGGACCCGCGCGCGCUCCCUCUGCGCGCCCCCGACAUCCUGCCCCUGCUGGAGCUCGCUGCGCGCUACCGCCGCUGCCCCGCGCACCCGCCCACGCUCCCGCGGGAGCUGCCGUGCCCGCGGCUCUGCCUCCGGCUCCUGCUCGCGUGCCCCGGGUCCGACGGGCACCUGUGGGUGCUGCUGCCGACGGCCGGACCCCCCCGCCUGCCCCUGCUGCCCUGCGGCGCGGCCCCGGCCGGCCUGCGCGUGCCCGUGCUGCGCCUGCUGCGGGGCUGCCUCGGGCCCGCGCCCCCCCCCGGCCCCAUGGGGCUGCUGGGGCUGCAGCACCGCGCGGGGGGCGCGGGGGGGGCCGAUGGUGUCUGCUUCAAUGUGGUGCUGAGCAUCGGGACCCGCAGCCCCGGUGCGGAGCCCCCCGAGCCCCCCGGCCCCGGCUUCCGCUGGUGGCACGUGGAGGAGCAGAGCCUCAAGGGCCGCAUCCUGCAGCGGCUCCGCACCGCGGUGCCCGUGCGCAGCUGAGCCCCGGCAAUGGGGUCCUGGUGUGGGGCAGGACGCGGUGCUGUGCCCUGGGCUUGGGGUGCUGAGCGCCACCCACAGCACAAAUAAACCCGGCUGCUGCUGCUGCUUGCA